AUGCCUAAAGAGCCAAUCCCUAUUAACUUUACUCUUCACCACCCAGAAAACUUAUAUGAAGGGUUUCUAAAGAAGAAGGGUAAAAAUCUCAUCAAAAAGGCUCCUCUGCGUUAUGUCGUUAUUCGUAAUGAAGCCAUCUAUUACUUUAAUACAAAAAAGGAUGAAAAUUCGCAGGAACAGCCUGAUCUCUCUUCUUGCCUCGGAUUUAUUAACGUCAAAGAUCUAAAGAGUAUAACAGGAGAUGAAUCCGAUAACAAAAUAACCAUUGUUGCUGAAAAGAAAUCAAAAACCAAACAAUUUGUCUUCUUUACGGAAACUAAAGACUCUUAUACACAAUGGUUGAACGAAAUGAAAAAGUGGUACUCAAAGAAGGAAUUCUACUCUUCCAUGCCUUCUGCCAUGAACAUGUUUUCAACUUUUUCAAGUGGUGUUUCUGCAGUGUCAGGAUCUUCAAAGAAAUCAGCGGAAGAGGUUGUUUCUCCAUCGGCAGUGAGUAAUAAUUCAGAGACCAAAUCAUCAGGUCGAUCUCGAUUCAGUGUGAGAAGUCACCAAGGAGGAGAUUUAGCUCAACAUUUGAAUCCAAGUCCUGCAUUUUCUGUUGUCGCAAAUACUACUACAACAAGUGGUACUGCCCUUUCCAGUAGCAGUGGUGGUGGUGGUGCAGCGUCCAUGUCUACACCGGUCUUGUCUUCCUCUCCGCCCAAUCGGUUUUUAUCGAAAGCUUCGAAAAUGCAAGUCGUUGAUGACGAUGUUGGAACAGAAGCAAACAUUUCCGAUGAUGAAUCUGAAGAAAUUGAUGACGAUGAAGAGGACAUGAUGAGUACAGGUGCAAAGAGUGGUAGCUCUACAAGAUCUGGAGGCAACAGAAGAAGUGCAAAACGAGAAGGAAAUUUAUUGGAGCUUCUCAAUUCCAAGAAUUUAGAAGAUGCUAGUUUCAGAAGACACUCAGUCAUGUUGGAUAAAUCGGAUCGUUCCUCCUCAGUUGCAAAAUUUAACUUGAUGGAACAAUCCUCAGUUCAUUCCGGAACCAAUGUGAGAAAGAAUGAUGAAGAUCAAUUUGACAAGAGACGUUUCUUGAAUAUCAUGUCCAUCUUCCCAGUCGAGAAGGAACACUCUCGCUAUUUUGAUGAUGGUAAACGUGUCGAUUUAACAACAACCAUUCCUGAAGUGAAAGAAUGGGAACAAGAAUUGAUUAACUUUGAAACAAAGAGGGCUCAAAAAUCAGAAAAACAAAAUGGUAACAAAAUGGCCUUGUCCUCUCUGGUUCCUCAUGAUUUUGCAGAUGCAAAAGAAAAAUGUAAAGAAACAUUACAACAAGAAGACAAAUUUUGCUACUGGUCUCACGAAGUCAUUUGGUUUAAUCCAAGAGUAUACGGAAAGAGUCAAUACAAGGAAGCGUUAUUGGUGUUAGGAAAUAGAAACGUCUAUAUCAUUGACGCUAAAAGCUUCAAAACUGAAACCAAAGUCAGAAUUAAUGAUAUUUAUCAUAUAGUGCAAUCAGGCUAUGAAGACGACAUUGUUGGAAUUAUUCGGAAAGACAGAGAAGAACAAUUUGAUAUUUUAUUCCAAUUCACUGAAACCAAGAGAACAAAAUCAAGUGAUGACACAUCCGUCACAGUUGCAGAUGAAGAACGUAUUAGAGGAAAGUCGUUUGCAGAUUCUCGCUCUGAGGCGUUCAAAGAACAAGAGAACGAAAUAUACUUGAAGAAAGUUGAAUUCUUUGAUUAUAUUUCUGCUGUUUAUGCGUCACAGAGAUCCUCUCCACUGAAAAUUUUCUUUGUUCUUGACGUAAGAUCAAUGUGUAGAAUUGAAGAAAGAGAAGAGCCAUUCGAUUUGAAUCCCAAGAAUAUUUUAGAGUCAACCUCCAUUUUGCAAAUUGACAAAAAACACGAUUUUAUCAAACUCUAUCAAGAGCCCACAAGAUGUAAAGUCAUGAGUGAAUUUGGUGACAAACAAGUUUUCUUUGCUGGAUUGCUUGGAAAGAAGAACAAGAGAAACAAGUACCAAAAUCGUACUAUUGUUAUCACAAACAGAGCAUUGUAUCUAUUUGAUCCAAAGAAGCAAAAAUCAUUCAAGAGAAGAAUCAAAUUAUCUGAAAUUUCCAGAGUCUAUAGAAAUAAGAAAAAGGGAGUCUUAAUUGAUGUUCCUAGUGAAUACCCACUUUGUUUAGUGCCAAAACAAAACAUGGAAGUUUUUGAGGACUUUGUCAACGUCUUGUCUUCUCUCUAUUUUGACAACGACCUUGUUCAACAUGUGAAAGACAACGAAUUUGAUUCAUUCGACUUGCAGAAGUCUCAAGGUUUCAAAGAAAAGAUGAACGAAACUGAAGACGUUCUCUUUGUUCAAACUCAACUCAGAAAUGCCAUCUUCAACAAAGAUGUCAAUCAAGUGAGAGAAUAUUUAGCUUAUGCAGAUGCGUUAGUUGGAAAGAAGGAUCAAACAGAAACCAAUAGUAUUAGAGAUCUCAGAAUUCAAGCAAGCGAAUUCUUGGCUGAUAUUCAACUUCAGGAAUUUAUCAAGGAAAAACUUCAAGCAGCAUUCUUAAACAAGGACUUUUUAGAAAUGAGUAGAAUGUUAGAACACAUUGAAACAAUCAAGAAAGAACGAGGUGAAGCUGAAAUUUGCAAGUCGCUCUCUGAUUAUUUGAAGAGUAUCAGGACCGAAAAAGACAUUGUGAUUAACAAGCACUUAAUGUUGACAAGAAUUGAAUUUUUACUUGAGUCUGGAGUUGACCAAGAAAAUGAAAGAAGAAUCAUGCACGCAGUAGAUAUUGCAAAACGAGCAGGUUUCGUCAGGGAAGUUGAACAAUACAAACAAGAUUAUGACAGAGAAAAACAAAAGAUUUACAUUGAUCAACAACUUGCAGAAAUUCUUGAUAGAAAAGCUAAAAGUGCCAGUUUGGACUCUGAUGCAGACCGUUUGAUUUGUCUGAUUGAGAAUGCAAAAUCACUUGGAAUCUAUGAAGGAAAGAUUCAAAAAAUCUUUGAAGAAAAUACCAAAGCAUUUAUUACCAACAAAUCUAACAAUCAUAAUUUCAAGAUGGCCAUCGAACAAACGAGAAAGGAUAUUGAAAGUAAUCACGCCAAGUUGAAAAAAGAAAUUGAGAAGGUUCAAAGUAACUCUGAAGGUUACACCAACAUUGACAAGGCAUUGGUUGAAGAAGCUAAAAAAGUGAUUCAAGAAAUUGAAGAAAUUAGAAAGUAUCAACGAAAACUUCAUGCAAUUUUAGACAAGACUGAAAAGAAAAAGUACACUGUUGAAGAAGCGCAGGUUCUCAUUGAAAAAUGUAAAAAGAAACUGAAUCACAAACGCAAAGGGUACGGCGAAACAAAGGAUUAUAGAGAAUUGUUGAAACGUACCAACAAUACUUAUAACGAGUUGAAGAGAGAACUCAAAAAGAUUUACAAACAUGAGGCUGUCAAUACUGCUGAUCUUCUCAGAAAGCUUCUUGAACAACAAGAAUAUGGAAAACUUCAAGAGAAACUCAACCAAAUUAGUACUUUAUCCAUCAAGACAGCUCUCGUAGCAGAAUAUCCUGAACUUCAAAAAGUAAUCGAUGAAGUCGUUGACAAUUUAAACACUUACGAUUUCAUGUCAAGAUUGAAGGGUGAAAAUGUUGAAGCAGCAUACACAUAUUUGGAUGUUGAAAUAGUGCUAAAAUUCAAAGAUUUUGCAGAGAGAAAUCCUCAGUACCUCACAGAGGAUCAACAAAUCUCUUUAGCUAAAAUUGAAAAGAAGGUUGCCACUGAAUACAAAUAUUACAAUGAAAUUCUGGAGGAGAAGAAGAGAUUCAAGGACAUUUCUGCAGAAAUUAUAAAUUUCCAAAGAGUCGAAAGUCUUCUUGAACAAGUUUCUGAUAUUGCUUCUCUUCACAAGGAAGCAGAUGAGUUAGCAGAUUUGGUGAGAAGAAAGAAGACCUUCAAUCAAUAUGUCAGAGAGAUUCAAAAACGUAAAACUCAAGGCAAGAACUAUGAUGACAUUAUGAGAAAAGCAAGCAAAGAAGAUUUUGACGCCAACAUCAUCAUUAGUGCUGUCAUGACACAAAAAGCAAACGACUUACAAAUUGAAGAUGAAAUCAAUGAAUUAAUUAAGAGAAAAGAUGUCAGAAAGCUUCAAGAGCUUAUCAAUAGAAAUGCUGAAACCAUGCCAAAGAAUUUACUCAAAAUUGCAAAUGCAAAAUUGAACAAUUUAAGAAGAGAGAACAUGACACCUUUAGAAUUAAUUGAACAAAUCAAUAACGCUAUUGAUGUAAAUGCUAAGGAAGAAUUAAUCAGUGCUGUUGAAGUAGCUAACAAACUAUUGAAAGAAGAUAUUGCAGAACAAUCCAAGACUCAAUUGUUAACAGCCAUUGAACGAGCCAAUAGGACCAUUAAAUCUAUCAAUGACAGUGAAAAUAUUGCCAAGGUCAAACAAUUCUCAAGUGAAUUUAUCAAACAAGCAAUGCAUUCUGAUGAACUGGUAGAUUUGGAACUGGAGAAUGAAGACAGCUUUAAACUCACAAGAAAACUUCGUCUCGUUCAAGGUUUGACUGAUUACUCUUCAAUGACUCAAGAAGAAAAACAAAAGUAUUUGUUUGAAGUAUUCCAAAGUAAGAGCAUUGACACCGAUAAUGAACUUCUUCAACGUCUCACUUACCAUGUGAACAAAUUGAGAGCUUUCUGUGAAGCCAAAGAAGGUUUAGGGGACGAGGAAGAAAAAUACACAGUCGAAAGAGAUAACGUCUUUGGACAAAACUUGAUCAAGGUCUUGUAUGAUAUUCUUAACCAUAGAACAAAGAAGAGAUUCUUCUACCUGACCAAAGAUCCAUAUGAAAUCUUGUCUGGUUUGAAAAACAAUAAUGACUUUAUCCUCAAAUUGGUUGAUACUUUUGACUCUAACGAAUUAGUGAAGCGCCUUAAGAAGGAAAAGAAGAGUGACGCGCUCUCUGUGCAAUUCAUUUAUUAUUUACUCUCUCAGAAGGCGUUCAUGUUCGUAAUUGAACAAUUGUUAACUUCAGAGGAUUACCUUAGAGAGUGUUACGAACUCGACUCGGUUAUUCUCGACCGAAGAUACAGAGAUGACAUUUAUCCACUCAUGUCACUGUUGAACAUGUUUAAAUUCGCAUUUACUUUGAGUUCUUCAACCGAUGUACUGGCAGCCUCUCCAGUCUCUAAAUUGAAGGGUAUUGUGAGAUCUAUUGUGCAUUACUUUGUUGCCAACCGAGCAGAGACUAAAUCUAACUUGGAACUCAGUGGAAAAGAGGCUUGGGAAAAGAGUCAGAUCGGUGUUCUAAUUCGACAAAAAUUGGUACCAACGCUGGCAGAAAUUUUGAAUCACAAAUUCAAGAGCGGAUUCAUAUCCAAGUAUCAUAUUUGGCAAUUUAUUCAAGACGUUGCUGAACAACGAAGAAUCAGUGCCAUUGAUAUUGGAGGUAUCCAUUUGCCAGAAGCUGUUGAUGCUGUCAACAACAACACAAGUGACACUCUUGAUUUCAACUUCAAAUUCGAAAUGUUUGUUUGCUAUGCUUUGAACAGAGGAUUACUUGCAGAAUUCUUUGAGAGCAUCCUCAAAGAUAGAUCCUUCCUUAACAAGUACUAUGAUCAGUAUGCACUCGUUUUAGACAGAGAUGUCAUUGGAAAUACUAUCAAAUAUUUUGAAAUUAUCUCACAGCUACCCUUCGAACUCAUUGAGGACUCUGUAAAAUAUUUUGACAAGUAUCCCAAACAACAGUAA
Molecule: messenger RNA, 5712 nt
Organism: Naegleria lovaniensis
Lineage: Eukaryota; Heterolobosea; Eutetramitea; Acrasida; Naegleriidae
Exons: 2
Coding region: 1-5712 (1903 amino acids)
Cellular component (GO): myosin complex
Molecular function (GO): cytoskeletal motor activity
Source: RefSeq, a predicted model, not a curated record